Molecule: messenger RNA, 2670 nt
Organism: Dichomitus squalens LYAD-421 SS1
Lineage: Eukaryota; Fungi; Basidiomycota; Agaricomycetes; Polyporales; Polyporaceae
Product: Pkinase-domain-containing protein
Exons: 4
Coding region: 1-2670 (889 amino acids)
Biological process (GO): microtubule cytoskeleton organization; intracellular signal transduction; protein phosphorylation
Cellular component (GO): cytoplasm
Molecular function (GO): ATP binding; tau-protein kinase activity; protein serine/threonine kinase activity
Source: RefSeq, a predicted model, not a curated record
AUGGCCGAGUCUGUCGAUAGUCCUCCCCGGGCGCCGCCGGUCAAGUAUGCGACGCCCCUCGGCACUCGGUGGCAGAAGGAGAAAGCUGCCGCAGGAUCGAACGCUUUCGAGUACCCAGAUGACGCGAAGUACGUCGGUCCUUGGAUCAUAGGCGAGUGCGUCGGGAAGGGGGCCAGUGGCCAUGUCAAGAUCGCCAAGCACCGCCGGACUGGCCAGCUCGCCGCCAUCAAGAUCCUCCCCCUCCAGCCGUUCCUGUCCUCGCGCAACUCGGCGAACGCGCAGGCCAAGGCGGAGAAGCAACGCCUCGGUAUCGACAGGGAGAUCAUCAUGAUGAAGCUCAUGAACCAUCCGAACAUCAUGCGCAUAUACGACGUCUACGAGGGCGAUAAGGAACUCUACCUCAUCCUCGAGUACGUCGAGGGCGGCGAGCUCUUCGACUUCCUCGUGAACCGCGGCCGGCUCCCGCCCCUCGAGGCGCUCGCGUACUUCAAGCAGAUCGUCUAUGGGCUCAACUAUGCGCACACUUUCUCUAUCAUCCACCGUGAUCUCAAGCCGGAGAACAUCCUGAUUCACUCUUUGAAUCCGCCGCUCAUCAAGAUCGCUGACUGGGGCAUGGCUGCUUUCGCUCCGCCCAGUCUGCAACUGGAAACUAGCUGUGGCAGCCCUCACUAUGCGAGCCCGGAGAUUGUCAAUGGCCACAAGUACUGCGGGACUGCGACUGACAUCUGGAGCUGCGGAGUCAUCUUGUAUGCUCUCUUGACUGGGCGCCUGCCUUUCGACGACAAGAACGUUCGCACUCUGUUGACCAAGGUCAAGACUGGGAAGUAUGAGAUGCCUGGCUUCGUCGACCCUAUGGCGAAGGAUCUUCUGUCUCGUAUGCUCGUUGUGGACGUCAACCAGCGGAUUUCUAUGGCUGACAUUCUGGCUCAUCCUUGGCUCGAGGGCGUCACUCCUGGUAUCACCUACGUCCCGGCGCCCCCUGUCUUUGAAUUGGCUAGACCUCUUCCUUCUGCGCUGCAUAUCGACCGCGAUCUCUUCGAGUCUCUUUGCGUCAUCUGGGGCCGUCAUGCUGAUGUGGACGCUAUCCAACGUGAUCUUCUAAGCUCAGCUGGUCAAGGUACUCUUGCUAAGGCGUUCUACUUCUUGCUGCAGAAGCACCGCGAGAUGACGAUGCAGGAGCACGGCAUCCUCAUGGACAUUGAGGAGGUUCUUAACACUCAAGGCAAGGUUGUCACCAAGCAAUAUGCUGCACCUCGCUCGAAGCCUGCUGGUCGUCGCUCACUGGAAUCAGCCCUCUCUGGCCCGAUUAUCCCGGCGUCAAAGUAUCUGCGUUCUGACCGCCCCGCUCCUGCUCCUCCUUCCCGUACUCCGUCGCCACCUCCGGCCGCAAUCGCUGACAUCAACAAUGAACGUCCCGUUGGGCGAUCCCGUCCGUCUUCGCCGUUGGGACCAAGGCCUCAGAAGUCGCGCCUGCCAGUCGGCAGGAAUUCCGUGUCCAACACACCUGCUGUUGGGAGCCCUCCGUCCUCGUUCAUUCCAAACCCGGACCACGCUCGUAUCCGUUCCCAAACUGUUGGUUCUACAAAUGAACCUCGAGAGAGGGCCUCAGCUCUUACUCCUCGCCUCCGUCAGCCUACGCCUCCGCAGCAACCGAUUUCACUUGUCGAAGCUCUGCGUGAUCGUUCGUCUGACAAUCGCCAACGGUCGACGCGCGCACCUGAACGCAUUCACUCGCCGGUCCCCACUCGACGCAACUUUGGCCAGAACGCACCUAUGCUGCAGCCUCGUAUCCGGCGGCCCGAGCAUCGUCCGUCUCUGGACGAGGCGCCUUCGCGUCGUCACGCGAACUGGUCUGCGCCGGAACAUCGCGUUGACAACGGUUGGGCCAAAGCUCCAGGGUCUGAGAACAAGGAAAACAGGGCUGCGCCUGCCACCCGCCCUGUCCAGCAUGAUCCUGCGUGCCACUCCGGAGGGCUUGGCUUCGGACACUCUGUCCCGAUGGCGAAGGAGAUGGGGAAUAUGCUGUUCAUUAACGAGUCGCCAACUAGCCAGCAGCAUGGUGGCAAGAGGGAGAAGAAACACAGGCCGCCUCCGCUCGACUUCAGCAAUGCGGCUCCCCUCCAGAAACGGUCCACGUUCUCGAUGGGCUCUCCGACCCGCGUGACCUCCCCCGGGCCUGCUUCGGCGCUCUCUCCAGGCGUCGGCGAGUUCAAGGGCUGGUUCUCGAAUCUCUUCCACUGGCGCGUCCAGACGCUCUGCCUCUACUCCAUCCUAGAUGUUGCCACGACGCGCGCGGAGACCACACGGCUCCUUGAACACUUCGGCGUUCUGGUCUCGACCGAGGACAAGACCGGACUCUCCGUUCUCCUCUGCCGCGUCGACGAGGGGGCGCACACGCACGACGGGACGUCGCUCAGCGGCCAGAAGCAGGUCCGCUUCCGUGUCGAGUUCUCGUCAUGCUCCGGCAGCGCUGGGGGCGUGUCGUCCCCGAUCGGGGCGUUCCCGACCGCGUCGACGAGGAACAGGAUGGCGGACAACGUCCCGGGCGCGGCGGGGUACGACACGAUGAUCGGAAUUGCGCUAGAGAAGGGGAGCGUGUCAACGUUCAAGAACCUGUGUCAGCGCCUCCGGACGGAAUGGCGGCUCGACGCGCUUGUCUCGCCCAUGUAG